Molecule: messenger RNA, 1322 nt
Organism: Pistacia vera
Lineage: Eukaryota; Viridiplantae; Streptophyta; Magnoliopsida; Sapindales; Anacardiaceae
Product: expansin-B3-like
Exons: 4
Coding region: 183-980 (265 amino acids)
Biological process (GO): sexual reproduction
Cellular component (GO): plasmodesma; extracellular region
Source: RefSeq, a predicted model, not a curated record
AGGCCUUCACACUAUAGCUUUUGUCUAUACUAGUCAGUGAAAAAACUGUCGGCAAACCUCUAAAUCACAUUUUAAUUUUACUGCUUUCUCGGUUUCUCUGCUUUUGCCGGGAAAGUGACGGAGUUGCUGGUGGUGGUGUUGGUGGUGGCGCCGCUUCUUUCCUUGACAAUUUAAUUAACACAAUGCAGUUACACCGCAGUCUCAGCCAAGUCAUGAAGUUGUUCCUUUUGUUGGUGUUCAAGUGUGUAGUGGUGUCCGCCAGCGUUAAACACCUUGUCACGGACCCACAUUGGAAACCCGCUACUGCCACCUGGUACGGCGAGCCCGAAGGCGACGGUAGUGACGGAGGGGCAUGUGGGUAUGGGUCAUUAGUGGACGUAAAGCCGUUGAGGGCCAGGGUGGGUGCGGUUAGCCCAAUACUUUUCAAGAACGGAGAGGGGUGUGGGGCAUGUUACAAAGUGAGGUGCUUGGACAAGAGCGUAUGCUCGAGAAGGGCCGUCACCAUUAUUGUAACGGACGAGUGCCCAGGUGGAUACUGCUCCAAUGGUCGCACCCACUUUGACCUCAGUGGUGCAGCCUUUGGUCGCAUGGCCGUUACCGGCGAGGGCUCCCAGCUCCGCAACCGAGGCGAGCUCCCAGUCAUCUACAGGAGGACGCCGUGUAAAUAUCCUGGAAAGAACAUAGCGUUCCAUGUGAACGAAGGUUCGACUGAUUACUGGCUGUCCAUUCUUGUGGAAUUUGAGGAUGGAGAAGGAGACGUGGGAUCGAUGCAUAUAAGAGAAGCAAGUUCCAACCAGUGGUUGCAGAUGAAUCAUCUAUGGGGAGCAAAUUGGUGUAUAAUUGGGGGACCCUUAAAGGGACCAUUCUCAGUGAAGAUAACUACACUUUCAACAGGAAGAGCUCUCUCUGCAAGGGAUGUUAUUCCAAGCAACUGGUCUCCCAAAGCAACUUACACAUCUCGCCUCAAUUUCAACUUCUAAUACUUACUCACCUCUUUAAGUUUAACUAAGACUAGUGCAAUGAGCCCUUUUUAUUUCACCCCAGUAGUAGCCUUUCUCUGUUGGGUUUUUCUUUUUUACUUUUUUUUUUUUAAAAGAAAAGUAGCCAUUGGACAGCAUCCAAUGCUCUUUCUUUUUUUACCUAUUUCUGUUUUUUGUCUAACUUCAUUUGGUGCUAUUAUUAGUGUGCAAGUGUGUGUACUAGAUGUUGUAGCCCUCUCCAAAGGGAGAGAGAGCGUAUAAGAAAUAGUAUAUGUUAUGUAAUGUAAGAUUGUGGACCCUGUUUUGUUUCUAAUGAAUUUAUAGUUUUAGCAUUAAAUUGAA